This is a messenger RNA of Fusarium redolens, 1243 nucleotides long. RefSeq lists its product as uncharacterized. The transcript has 6 exons. NCBI's taxonomy places the organism in Eukaryota, Fungi, Ascomycota, Sordariomycetes, Hypocreales, Nectriaceae. The coding region runs from base 1 to 1077 and encodes 358 amino acids. The record is from RefSeq and is a predicted model, not a curated record.
AUGCACAAACUUGGACUCACCACUUUCGCAGCGUCGAUCUUGGCGACUGCUGCUACUGCAGCUAGCAACACUGGUCCCUUUUCUCUUUAUGCUUAUGGACCUGGAGUUGGUGGUCUUCCGAUCUUUUCCUCCGGCGAUGAAGUCUUUGUUGGCAACUUCAGCCAAGUCGACGACUCCGAGGCCGCUCCGGUUCAGUUUACCGAGGGAGAUGAUGCAUGGCAUGCCUCUCCAAACACGACCGGCUUUGCCAAAGGACGUGAUCCGACCUGGUCCAACUACACCUUUGCCGUCCCUGGGCCAUCCUCGUCCUCUCAUAGCGUCAAACUGAUCAACAGUACGGCCGAUGCCGACAAUUACGUAUCGGAUCUGAUGUUCUAUGGAACUUUUGUCAUGGUCGAAGAAAACGGACAGAUGGCCUCACUUUGGUAUGCCACGCCGUCAGAGAUCGAGGGUGUUUAUGCCAUUGGGUGGAAUGCUUCAGAUGCUGGUCAAUCUGACGAUAAGGUCGUCAUCACUCUCAAGAGGACUCCGCCGUCAAACCCUAACCCCAAGGAUCAUAUGGAAACACCACAUGCAGUUGGGUGGACAACCCCGACAGCAACCCCAUCCCUGGGUACAGGUCGUGUUAUCUUCACCGCCGGAAGCACUAUCGUGAUUGAUUCGCCCGCAAAAGAAGUUUUUAAUGCCAUCGUUGGUUUCAGUAGAUACAGCGAGUGGAACACUUGGACUCCCAGACUCACAUUCACCGACAAUGAGGCUUUAGAUGCGAUAGAGCUAGGAGCCAAUGGGAUUCUGGAAACUCUGACCGACAGCGGCGGCGACAUCAUGAAAAUCCCAAUUGAGAUAUGGGAAUUGAGCUACGGAGAGGGACAAUGUAAGCUGGCGUGGAAGAGCAAGUAUCUACCCUGGUGGGCUACAACCAUUGAGCGAGAGUCUAUGGGUGGCCUUGCAGCAUAUGCAAUGAAGCUCUCAUGGGUAUCGAAACAACUCGAGGCAGCGAAUGUGCGAUACCUUGAUGAACUUGCGGUUUUCGUGAAAAAGGUUGUUACAACGAAGGAUGUGCCAGCGAAAGCUUGAUGGUGAUACAAUCAAGCUUUUGGACAAUAAAAAGAAUAAAAAGGGAACAAGAAGCAUGGAAGCUGAAUGCAAACAGAGAUCGUUCUGCUUGAACGCUGCGGCAUUAUGGGAGCCUGCGAUUAUCAGCUGCUUGGCUGAGAAGCUAUGCACAAGUACUACACUCGGA